AUGGGGGCCAAUGUGCCAGCAGCGGAUCUCAGCUGUGCCAGUGUCCAGAGGGAUUCCAGGGCCUACACUGCCAGGGUGCAGGAAGCGGGGGGCAAGAAAGGGAUGUGUACCCCCAAUACUAGGGAUGUUAAUGAGUGCACAGCUGACAAUGGCGGCUGCGAAGGACAAUGCUGCAACACCAUUGGCAGCUUCUACUGCAAGUGCCCUAAGGGUAUGAGGCUCAGCCAGGAUGGAAAGGCCUGUGAGGAUGAGAAUGAGUGUUUGGAACUGAAUGGGGGCUGUCAGCAGAACUGUGUGAACAGUGCAGGCUCUUUCCUCUGUGAAUGUAGCAUGGGAUUCCGCUUAAACACAGACGGACGAAGCUGCGUUGGUGAGUGA
This is a messenger RNA of Paramormyrops kingsleyae, 378 nucleotides long. The record is from RefSeq and is a predicted model, not a curated record. Lineage: Eukaryota; Metazoa; Chordata; Actinopteri; Osteoglossiformes; Mormyridae.